AUGAUGGUGAAUCGGUUCGGCAUGGGUAAGACGGUGACGGUGAAGCGGUUCGGUCGGCUCGAUGGAGGUGAUGCAAGUGACGAUAGAGUCUCAAAUAUAUUCGAAUUUGCUCCUGCUGCCAUUUUGGGCGCUCCCCCGGUACCGGUACUUAUCUUGCAACCCCCUCCUAUCUUUCUACAUACUAAUAGUGAGAUGACAUCCCGUAACGUUAAUCAGGCCUCAAAAGCUUCAUUUGAUGAUCGGGUUCAAGAUGGUUGCUCUCUUUUAGCAAUCAAUCUAGUUCUUCAUGCCUCUGGUGCUCCUCCUAGCUUCACAGAAUCUCCGAAGGAUUCAGCCCAAAGAGGAGAGUCAACGCGCAGCCACAGGCUUGACAACCACACCAAAAUUAUAUUAGCUUUUACCGAUCGGCACGUGACGUUGCCUGAAUUCGCACUCUACCGCGGCAAUGGGGCUGCUAAUGACUUUCUAAUAGUUACAAAGAUGAAGUCCCUAUUGUUUGUCCAAUCUCAGGGUGCGUCCAGCAACCCAGGGGUUACAAUCCUUGCUUCGGGAAGCACUCGGGUCGAUGUUAUUCCAGGGGAGAUAGGACGGAGUGACCAGAUCGUGGUUUGUCCCUGUGGCGGCAGUAUGGUGGCCAGGUCAAACAGUCCUGUUGGACAGAAUUAG
Lindgomyces ingoldianus is the source of this 666-nucleotide messenger RNA. RefSeq lists its product as uncharacterized. Bases 1 to 666 code for a protein of 221 amino acids. Lineage: Eukaryota; Fungi; Ascomycota; Dothideomycetes; Pleosporales; Lindgomycetaceae. The record is from RefSeq and is a predicted model, not a curated record. The transcript is spliced from 7 exons.